UUUUUUAAUUAUUUUAUUUAUUUCCCUAUUAAUUUAUUUAUUUAAUUAAUUAUUUUAAAUUCGGACAGUAGGAACCCAAUUAGCUGAACAACAAAAACAAAGGUUUUCUUAUUAUUAUCUUGGCAUUUUCCAUUCAAAACACAAAUUAGAAAAUUACACAGAGCCUAAGAAAAAAAAAGCAAUCUUUCUUUUUCAAAAUCUCAUUCUCUUCUGUACUGAAAUAAAAAUAAAAAAAUAAAAAAAUAAUUAUCAAAUAAAAUAAUAAUAAUCAAGCUAUUAUCUUUUCUUUAAGCUCUAUUUUUCAGCUAAUCUUCUCUGAAAAACAAGUUUUUGCAGGAAAUAGCUCACAGUGAAGCUCUCCUUGCUGUUAUAGUUAUUUGAUCUUCAAAUAUUUUUUUUUGAAAAAAAAAAUAUUUGUCUAAUCUUCCUAAUUAUUAUUAUUAUUAAUUUUAAUUUUUUUUUUUUUUUUUUGAAAGUCUGAAAAUUUCUGGGCAUAAAAUUUUAUUUUAUUUUAUAUUCAUUUAAAUCAUCUAGAUUUCUUUUGAGAUUUUGAGAUUAGGAAGGAAAUGAAUGAGUUUUUGAUAGAGAGCUGAAAAAGAAAAAGACUAUAUUUUUUGGGGGGGUUUAAGUAUGGAGGGAAGAGAAGCUGUGAGUAGUGGGGUUACAGUGGUGGGAUCAGAUGCUCCCUCGAACUACCAUGUGGCUCCGAGGACUGAAAACCCAGCUCAAACCGGUGGAUCAAUACCUCAACAAGCCGUGGCUCCGGCACCACCACCGGCGGCGCCAACAACAACCUUGGCCGUUACUGCUCCUGCAGCUAUGCCGGUGAAGAAGAAGAGAGGUAGGCCUAGAAAGUACGGACCAGAUGGAUGUGUCACUAUGGCUUUGUCUCCAAAGCCAAUAUCUUCUUCGGCGCCACCUCCUAUAAUCGAUUUCUCUUCGGAAAAGCGUGGAAAAGUACGGCCAGCUAGCUCGGUCAGCAAGACUAAAUAUGAGAUGGAGAAUUUAGGUGAAUGGGUUGCAUGCUCUGUUGGUGCAAAUUUUACACCCCAUAUCAUAACUGUCAAUGCUGGCGAGGAUGUGACAAUGAAGAUUAUAUCGUUUUCUCAACAAGGGCCUCGAGCUAUAUGCAUACUCUCUGCAAAUGGUGUGAUAUCGAGUGUCACACUUCGUCAGCCUGAUUCUUCUGGGGGUACAUUGACAUAUGAGGGUCGUUUUGAAAUACUUUCUUUAUCCGGUUCAUUCAUGCCAAGUGAUUCAGGGGGAACGAGAAGCAGAUCUGGUGGGAUGAGCGUUUCUUUGGCGAGUCCAGAUGGACGAGUUGUAGGUGGUGGGGUUGCUGGACUGUUAGUAGCUGCAAGUCCUGUGCAGGUUGUAGUAGGGAGUUUUUUGGCGGGCAAUCAGCACGAGCAAAAGCCGAAGAAACAUAAGCACGAGUACAUUUCAAAUGCGAUGCCAACUGCAGCCAUUCCUAUUUCAAGCGCUGAUCCAAAAACGAACCUCACUUCUUCGGCUUCCUUCCGUGGAGAUAGCUGGUCAGCAUUGGCUGUUGAUUCAAAGACUAAGGCAACUGACAUUAAUGUAUCUUUGCCAGGAGGAUGAUUCUUAAACUAAAAAUUAAAAAAAAAAAAAAAAAGAAAAAAAAAACAGUUUCAUCUUUCAUGUAGUUGCAGCAAGAAGUUUGUGCACACUGACCACAUUGGCAAAUCAAACUUCAAACUCUCGGAACUCUCACUUCCCUCGUUUCUGUCUGUAAAACUUACUGACACUUUUAGUUAUCAGCAGCAUGUUGUUUUUUUUCCAUCUGGGGUUGGCCCCUUUUACCUUGAGGCAGUAUUUAUUUUUCAAUUAGCUGUUUUAGGUUAGGUUCUCUCGGCUCUGUUGUUGUGUCAUGUAAAAGUAGAGUAGUUUGAUCUUGUAAUAUUUGACAUCUGAAUCUGCCUUUCUUUGAACUCGUGCAUUGUGAUGAUUUGGAAGUUAAAAAAAAAAAGUUGUUUGGGAUGAA
Molecule: messenger RNA, 2005 nt
Organism: Humulus lupulus (European hop)
Lineage: Eukaryota; Viridiplantae; Streptophyta; Magnoliopsida; Rosales; Cannabaceae
Product: AT-hook motif nuclear-localized protein 1
Exons: 5
Coding region: 631-1602 (323 amino acids)
Molecular function (GO): minor groove of adenine-thymine-rich DNA binding
Source: RefSeq, a predicted model, not a curated record